AAUACGCAGAAAUGUUGCGUGACUUAGGUUCGACUCAAUUGUGGCUCGAUUGUAACUAAUAAAGACGUAACACAAACAUGGCCGCUCUGGAUUUUCGAUGAAAUAAACAGUCGUGGUUUGGUUAGUUCUUCGUGUGUUUCGUCACAAUCUGCCUCAGAACUAAAUUGGUUUCACCAUUGCCAAUCUCUGGUUCGCCUUCUGUCAUCAUUGGCAGUACACCAAAAACAUAUAAACGACAAUGAACAAAGAACAAAACUUAUGACGAAACAAAAGUAUGCGUGGAACACAACAUACAUGGAUUGCAACGUUUAACAGCAUCUAAACCAAAGUGGAAGUGAAGACACAAACGGACACACAUGUAUAAACAACACAAAACAUGGCCUUCUCGAACGCGAGCACUACUCAGUUUGAAAACUUAAAAAAAACAUCUGGAGGUUAUUAAAAACUACUCCAUUCAGAAUAUGACUGUCUUCACAAUGCUUCAAGCGCUCAAAGUAUGGCCGUACAUCACAAAACAAAGCUACAUUAAUGCUACAAACAACCGAGCACUCAAAUACACAUGGCAAGACAGCACGUUUUGAACUCGUGGACUGGGGACUAAAACAAUGUCUGCGCAUAAUCUCCAUCGUAGCCGCUGUGCGGUUCCAUUGCAACGUCGAUGCAAGAUGGCGUCUUCUCAAGAGAGUCGUUUACAUUAAGCUAAUCGCACAUCUUUUGUCUUUGUAUUCGGCUGAGGAGUUUCAGAUUUAGGACGACAAAAAAUGAUCUUUAAUGAGUAGCGACUCUUUCCUACAAGCGUUUGGUCUAUUUUGCAGUAUGUGAUCGUGAACUGGACUUAAUGAUUGUACACGUUCGGUUGUCAUGGAACAUUGUGGACAGUACACAAUUCUUGGCAAUAUCGGCGAAGGAGCUCAUGGAAUUGUCUUCAAAGCUAAGCAUAUCGAGAGUGGAGAAGUUGUUGCUUUAAAGAAAGUUCCUUUGAGAAAACUGGAAGAUGGGAUACCAAACACUGCUCUGAGAGAAAUCAAGGCACUUCAAGAAAUAGAAGAAAAUCAAAAUGUUGUGAAGUUGAUUGACGUGUUCCCUUAUGGGACGGGAUUUGUGCUGGUGUUUGAGUACAUGCUCUCUGAUUUGUCUGAAGUUCUGCGCAAUUCAGCCAGACCAUUGACUGAGGCCCAGAUCAAAAGCUACAUGUUAAUGUUGUUGAAAGGAGUGGUGUUUUGUCAUGAAAACUCUAUAAUGCACAGGGACUUGAAGCCUGCAAACUUGCUCAUCAGUUCCACCGGGCACCUGAAGAUAGCCGACUUUGGUCUUGCAAGAGUCUUUUCCAAUGAGGGCAACAGACUGUACAGUCAUCAGGUUGCUACAAGGUGGUACAGAGCACCAGAACUACUCUAUGGAGCAAGACAGUAUGACGAAGGAGUUGAUCUUUGGGCAGUUGGGUGUAUUUUUGGAGAACUUCUUAACAACUCGCCUCUAUUUCCAGGUGAAAGUGAUAUUUCACAGCUUUUAUGUGUGCUCAGAGUGCUAGGAACACCGAGCCAAGGGCAGGGAAUGACAGAACUGCCAGACUACAACAAAAUUGUGUUCCCAGAGAUGCCGCCCAUCCCACUUGAGAACAUUGUACCUGACGCCUCACCAGAGGCGGUUGAUUUGCUCAAACGGUUCUUGGUGUAUCAUUCCAAGGAGAGGAUUUCUGCAGCAGAGGCUUUGCUUCAUCCAUAUUUCUUCACGGAACCUCUUCCAGCUCACCAUUCUGAACUACCAAUCCCAGCACGCAAUGCCCGCAAGACAUCAGGACGAGGCCCGUUACGUCGCGCGUUUGACAUUGAUGUUCCCUUGGAGAAAUCUCUUGUCAACCCAGCAUUACUAGUGCAUAAUGUUGUUGGCAUGCCUAACUUUCAGCCAUAAGGUUAAUACCGUGCAACCUUGCGGUCAAAUAUUUCAAAUGUGUUUGGGAACUCCGUGUAAAAUUACCUUUAAAUUGAAGGAAACUUGAAAAUAAUAGUUUACUAAAAUAGAAAAACACUAAAGAGAUAAUAAUAAACCAUAAAGGAAUAGGGAUUGUUAAGGACGGAGAAGAUUAACACAAAUUACAAGCGACGAACGUUAAAAAUUUAGGUGGAACUUUUCAAGAUGCGCAAACCAUCACGUAGCUCUUUUAAUACCGCACUGGAUUUUACAAAAGUUGUAUGUAAUACAUUUAGAUCGCUCAGAGAGCAAGUAAACCGUCGGUUUACGUCAGAUCCCCAAACGAGCAACGACAAUCAGCGAUGGGAGCUCAAACUCGCGCUCCCAGUUUCGCGCUAACUCCUAUGCACUCUUUUUUGACUCUUUUCCUUACCCUCGAAUCCAAAGCUGCUGUUGCCGUAUGGACGUUUCUGAAACUUGGUAGUCGUUACGCAAAUCAGUCGAAGACGCAGCAACCAAUGAAAGACAGGCAAAGUACAAGCAAUAUGUCCUUUAUUUAAAGUAGUUCAUACCAUACAGUCAAUCUCUACCAAAUAUUGCAAAAACAGGUACAAAAGCUAGAUCUGUGGCCAACUGGCAACGCAUGCCAUCGUUAAAUGUAAUCUGUGAUUCAGUGUUUUUCGUCAGCUUUAUGAAGGAUUUUCUCUACCUACAAAUGUAUUAAAAUGUGUAUUGUAUAGGUA
Molecule: messenger RNA, 2654 nt
Organism: Orbicella faveolata
Lineage: Eukaryota; Metazoa; Cnidaria; Anthozoa; Scleractinia; Merulinidae
Product: cyclin-dependent kinase 20-like
Biological process (GO): protein phosphorylation
Cellular component (GO): nucleus
Molecular function (GO): protein serine/threonine kinase activity; ATP binding
Source: RefSeq, a predicted model, not a curated record